AUGUCGGAGUCUAUGGGGAUGUUCGAUAAGCUUCCUUGGAUAGCGCAAGAAAGGAUCUGGGAGCAUUUAUUCGCCGACGUUGCUACCAUGGAGGCAGAUCUGAGCAUUCUCCGUGUCAGCAGAGGAGUAUACAGGAAUGUUGCCCCAUUCCUGUAUCAAUGUGCAGACUUAGAUUUUGAUAUUUUGCCGCAGCUCCUUUUCAGUCGAUAUCUGUGUUUGGUGACUUUUAAGCGCAAUAGAAUCCCAUAUGGGCACGAGCCCAAGGGCUUGAUUUAUGCGCCGGAUGACGCGAGUUGCAGCUUCGGCGAAUUUCCCUUUCACCUGGUUCGAAGUGUACAGGUGUCCGUCUUCGCCCCGAUACGAGUCGACGGUGGCUCUCUAUACUUGCUUUGGAAUACCGUCCGGAUGGUGGUGGAUCUGCUGCGGGGUGCUGUUUGGAUUAAAAAGCUGGCGGUCUGCUUCUAUAACGCGGGAGACCAAAGUUGUUCCUGGGGAAAGUGGAGCGGCGACUGCGGCAGCAAUUACGACUACAAUAUCGUGGCCCGGCUCUUUUGCAGUUUGAAGAACGUGGGAACCAUCAGCGUAGAGCCCAGGUGCGGGGAGUUGAUAGACAUAGACUGGAAGGAGGUUUCGAGCGCAGUGCUAGUCGCCCAGUAUAGGAUGUGGGAUAUCCACGAGGAGUAUUCUCUCAGCCGCCGGUUAGACUAUGACUACCUGUGGAUUCACCUGGAGCUAUUUACAUCGUUCCGGGGCGCGGCCUCCCGCAAAGUGCGGUCCCUGUGGCUUAGUGACUGGUACUAUCCCGAUCGCCGUGCGUCCAAGUUCGAAACCCGGGUGUCCCAGAUCAUGAAGCGGCACCCGGAUGUCAUCGCACAGCUGGAUCCCCAUCUGCGGAAAAUACGCCGUAUCCACCGGGCGAUGGUGACGUUAUAUGCCCAUGCAAUGCAGACCGUACACAGGGUCAACCUUCAACCCCAUCCGCGUCCCCCGAAGCCCCUGUCUGAUUCCGACCGGCCUUGUGCAGACUGCGUGCUUGAUACGGCCGUGUGGGGGGCUUGUUUCCCCGCCGGCGUUCCAGCCUGGAAAUCCACGGAAUAUCAAUCUACCCUAUUACCUAUUCUGGCCUCUUACGAGGAGGUCUUUAAGAGAUGUUUUCACAGCCACUGCUUAUUUUCCACUAUAUGCCCCAUAUUGCUCGAUUGGGUUGCUAUAUUAGUGAGCACAGGGUACGCUGACGUCCAAGUUCUGGGAGUGCUGUGA
Messenger RNA from Ophidiomyces ophidiicola, 1260 nucleotides. RefSeq lists its product as uncharacterized. Bases 1 to 1260 code for a protein of 419 amino acids. The transcript has a single exon. Lineage: Eukaryota; Fungi; Ascomycota; Eurotiomycetes; Onygenales; Onygenaceae. The record is from RefSeq and is a predicted model, not a curated record.